AUGUCUACACACGGUGACCAUAGAACAGGAGAAGAUGAUCAACAUUCAUCUGCGUCUCGCGAACUUUUGAUUAUUUACGCUACGGAAACAGGUACAGCUCAAGAGGCUGCUGAUCGCAUUGCGAGGGAAUGUCGAAGAGUCUAUUUUCACUGUCGUGUGAAGAGCAUGGAUGCGUAUCCACUAGAAACAUUGAUCUUGGAACGCUUGGUCAUCUUCGUAGUUUCGACCACUGGCUGGGGAGCUGAACCCAGAGCUAUGACUUCGUUAUGGAACAUGUUACUCAGGUCUGAUCUCCCAAACGACCUAUUCGAGGACACGGAUUUCUCCGUUUUCGGCCUUGGGGACACCUCCUAUGAGAAAUUCUGUUGGCCAGCGAAGAAGCUGUCGAGACGGAUGCAGAGCUUGGGAGGUCAUGAAAUUUGUUCACGAGGAGAAGGAGACGAACAGCAUCGCAUGGGGGUGGAUGGUGCAUUGGACCCAUGGAUCGAAUGUCUCCUAGAAGUUCUCAUACAGCUCUACCCACUGCCGCACGAGCAAGAUAAUAUUCCUGCUGGUCGACCACCACCUCGCGUAUCCUUGAGCAAUGUGGCAUCUGAUACGUCGUUGAAUCCAGAUCCUCUAGAUGAGGACACGAAGCUUCACACAGCUUCGGUGAAAUGUAACAGACGGAUCACUGCGGAAGAUUGGUUUCAGGACGUACGCCAUUUUGGGUUUUCCUUCGAAGACGAUAUAAAAUAUAGUCCUGGAGAUGUUGCUGUGAUCCAUCCGUCUGCAGCUGCAUCAGAAGUCGACUCUUUCCUUGUCACCAUGGGCUGGGCGAAUGUUGCCGACGAUUUCUUCACAGUAGAACACACAAUGUUAGAUCAAACGUUGCCCGACCAUCUACCGAAAAUCGUUUCCCGUCGGAUUCUAUUCACGCGCUAUCUCGAUUUCAAUGCUGUUCCCCGCCGCUCUUCUUUCCAAUUGCUGCGAUAUUUUGUUACCGAUGAGCUUGAAAGCGAAAAACUUCAUGAAUUUGUAUCGAUAGAAGGAGCGGUAUUGUCUGAGUUCCGGUCCACAAGGAUACCGAGAGAGUAUGUCUUUGACUUGUUCCCUCCGCUGAGACCAAGAGAGUUCUCAAUUGCUAGUUCCAUCAAGCUCCAUCCCCGUGAAAUACAUCUUUGUGUUGCUAUAGUGCGCUAUCGCACGAAAUUAAAAAUUCAUCGGAAAGGCGUCUGUACUAGUUAUCUAUCAGGGCUUAAAUUAGGAGAUACCCUUCGUAUCGGUUUCAGAAAAGGCUUCAUCUCACUUCCUACGGAUCCAAACACACCAGUGGUGUGUGUAGGUCCAGGGACAGGCAUCGCACCUAUGCGUGCCGUCAUUAAACAACGCAUACACGAGGGACACAAUAAUACUACCUUAUACUUCGGUUGCCGUUCUGCACACAAGGAUCAACAUUAUCACACGGAAUGGGAAUCUCAUGCGAAAGAACGAAAACUCCGCUACCGCGUUGCGUGUUCUCGUGAUGGACCAGAGGGUGUCAAACGGACGUAUGUGCAAGAUCUGAUGAAAGAGGAUGCACAGUAUAUCUGGACAAUGCUGGGGCAACAACGAGGCAUCCUUAUCAUCUCAGGUUCUUCGAACAAAAUGCCUACUGCUGUCCGUGACGCUGUGCGACGCCGAAUGCCGAAUGCCGAGGCUGUGGAGUAUGUUGCUUCGAUGGAGAGGGAGGGAAGGUUGAUCGAGGAAUGUUGGAGCUGA
This is a messenger RNA of Suillus fuscotomentosus, 1740 nucleotides long. RefSeq names its product riboflavin synthase domain-like protein. Gene Ontology annotation, cellular component: cytosol. The coding region runs from base 1 to 1740 and encodes 579 amino acids. The record is from RefSeq and is a predicted model, not a curated record. The transcript is spliced from 11 exons. NCBI's taxonomy places the organism in Eukaryota, Fungi, Basidiomycota, Agaricomycetes, Boletales, Suillaceae. Gene Ontology annotation, molecular function: oxidoreductase activity; FMN binding; flavin adenine dinucleotide binding.